Molecule: messenger RNA, 1713 nt
Organism: Lachancea sp. 'fantastica'
Lineage: Eukaryota; Fungi; Ascomycota; Saccharomycetes; Saccharomycetales; Saccharomycetaceae
Source: the annotation of a GenBank genome assembly
AUGCGGGAUUCUAGUCACCGAUGCGUACCACUGAAUAGGUCCAGUGUGACUAUAACGUCCAGCGUAUAUGACAGAAGAGGUUUAGACUGCAACUCAGAUAUUCCACUGAUAAACUCGCUAAACCAUUUAACAUAUUUGACGUCAAACUCUGCCAAAGUGCGGGAAACUGUGGCAAAUGAUGGCGCUCUGAUUAGACUGGUUUCGAUUUUACACGAUUGUUACAUUUCACUCGAUGAAUGGCCCAAUAUGCGGCUGGAAGGCCAUUUGAACGUUGUUCAAAGAGUUGAGAGAGAAAGGAAGCUUGCAAUGAUAGCAUGGAAGUGGACACUAGCAUUCCAGUGCUUAGUACUUACGGGAACAAGAGGUACGGAACAGAUUCGUAAACAGGUGGUUUCGUCUGGGGUCAUUCCGAUUCUCGCCACCGUCCUCGACAACUAUCUUUUACUGGAGAAGGGCUACGACUUCAUCGAUGAUACGUCGCUGCUGCAGGAAAUGAGACACCUGGAUUUCAAGAAUGGUUGGGCUCUAUCACAGGAAGUCGACUUGGAUAGUCUUGUUCGAAAAUACAAAGCUCUGAGUAAGCCUGUUGUCACACAGUUGGGCACGAGUUUUGCCGAGCUCUGGCAAUCCAGCGCUGAUACACAAGACACUAGUACCAAUGAAACUGAUCUAUACGAAAACAUUGUGGUAUCAAUACCGAGGGCUUUUUCAUGGGGCAAAAUUGUACCCAAAGGUGACGAUGUAAUUUGGUCCUUACAGCUACUUGCCUUCAUUUCAAAGUAUACGCAUAUGAAACCUCACCUACAAAAAGUGCACCUCGUUAAGUCUCUUUCUCUGCGAAAUGUCUAUUCAAUCGCCUGGAAAACUCGCGUGCGAGCUCCCGACAUCUCGUCACUGAGAAUAUCGCUGGCAAACCAUGUAGAACAUCAAAACAGCGUUUCGGACACCGAAGUGAUAGCGAAACCAGGGUCUGAACGUGGUGAACCGGUUGUUGACAUGAAUGAUCCAUUCUUCAUAGACAUGAAACAAAGAUGCGAAAAAAUAGGUGGUCGAGUUUCCUUUCACAACAGUAACGAUCGUCCCUCUGCAGUGCGGAAGAAUAAUCAAGAUCCAACAGGGCCACGAGAGCAAAUGAGAGCACUUAAGAAAGAGUUCAGUCAUAAAUGGAAUUACAAUACACUGGACAAAACGUUAGACGAAGAGACGUUUCUCCAUAUAGCAAAUGCCCCUCAUCUGAAUCUGUUUCCAUUAGUGGAACGAUUCACGGUUAAAAAGGAAAACGAGAGAGACAUGACUUAUUGGAGUUCUGUGAUCAUGCGCAACUCGUGUCGGAAAAAUGAAAGCACUGGCGUGAGACAAUGUGCCAACUUCUCCUGCGGUAAAUGGGAAGACUAUCCAAAGAGAUUUGCUAAGUGUCGACGUUGCAAAAGAACGAAGUAUUGCUCUAGAGAAUGUCAAUUGCAGUCGUGGAACUACCACAGGUAUUGGUGUCAGGAAGUUGGAAGCUCAUCUGCCGGUCAGAAUACUACUUCCAACGCAAGUGGUAGAACUACACCCAACCAGCCUCAAGGCACCACAGGAUUCAUAACGGAUUCUGCUGCGACGGAUAUACCCAACAUCGACAGCGAGAGAGCUCUCAUAACAGCAUCGGAUGAUAACACUGAUAUAACACAUACAAUAGGAGGCCGCAACACGCUUCCCGAUAGUGCCUGA